Molecule: messenger RNA, 8667 nt
Organism: Plasmodium relictum
Lineage: Eukaryota; Apicomplexa; Aconoidasida; Haemosporida; Plasmodiidae
Product: protein kinase, putative
Exons: 2
Coding region: 1-8667 (2888 amino acids)
Biological process (GO): protein phosphorylation; mitotic DNA damage checkpoint signaling
Cellular component (GO): nucleus; cytoplasm
Molecular function (GO): ATP binding; protein serine/threonine kinase activity
Source: RefSeq, a predicted model, not a curated record
AUGCAAAUAAAAACAAAGUUUAAUAAUUUAUUAACAAAAAAUUCAGAUAAAUUUUAUAACUGUAUAAAUGUAGAUAAUGAGUUAAUGCAAAAUGUACAUAAUAUAUAUAAGAAAAAAUAUGAAAAAGAUAUAAAAACUUUUAAUUUGUUGCAUUUAAAUGAAUUAUGUGAUAUAAAUUCGUCUAAUUUAAAUAAAAUGUGUAAUGAAAAUGAUAUUUGUGUUUCAUUAAAAUUAAAAUUAAAAAUAAAAAAUAAUAAUGAAGAAGAUAAUCAAAGUUAUUCCAUUUAUUUUGAUAUUAACCCAGAAGGAAUAAUGUCUAAAAAUCAAAAAAAAAUUUAUUAUCAAUAUAAAAAUACUACUGAAAAAAAUGAUGAAUAUUUUGAAAAAGUUCCAAAAGAGGAGAAAAUGAAAUAUUUUUCAUCAUUAUCUUAUAAAUUAGCUGGGAAAAUAAUUCAAUAUAAGCAAUCAAAAUAUAAGUUAGUAAAUCUUCUUCAAUCUGCUAUUUAUGGGAGUGUAUAUUUAUCAGAAGUUAUUGAGGAUUCUGAUAAAAGUUUAGUUAAUUGUCAAAAAGCUAUUAAAAUAUUAUCAAAGCAUCUUAUUGAAAUGACGAAAGAUAAAGUUCAAGAAGAUCCUUUAUCUGAGUAUUAUUAUAGGGAUACUAUGAGUGGUCAUAGUAAUAUAUUAAGUUGUGAUAAUAUUUUUGAUGAUAAUAGUUAUAUAUAUAUGGUUAUGCCAUUUGCUUUACAUGGAGAUUUAUUUGAAGUUAUGAAAAACAGAAAUCGAGCUUUUUCAGAAGAAGAAGGAAGGUACCUAUUUUAUCAAAUAUUAUUAGCAAUUAAAUUUCUUCAUUCUAAAAGAAUGGCUUUAAGGGAUAUAUCUUUGGAAAACGUACUUUUAUUUGAAAAUGAAAAAAAUGGAUUAAUAUAUCCAGUUUUAAAUGACCCUGGUCAGGCAAUAUACUUUAAUGUUAAUAAUAGAAAUGAAGUUAUAUUAGAAGAAUAUAAAAAAAUUUUUGGUAAAAUUUUUAGGCCACCUGAAAUAUAUGAAAAGUGUAAAUAUGAUCCAACGAAAGUUGAUAUUUUUUGUGCUGGUUAUAUCUUAUAUUUUUGUUUAACUAAACAUGAAUUAUUCAGAUGUACUUUAAAUAAAGACGUAUACUGGAAUUUGUUAAAGAACAAAAAAUAUGAAGAAUUAUUAAAAGAUAAAAAAGGAUUACAUCUAUCUGAAGAAGCUCUUGAUCUAAUUUUUCAUUGUUUAGAACCUAAUUUUAAAAAAAGGUAUACUAUUACUGAAGCAUUAAAUCAUCCCUGGUUUAAAGGAAAUUUUUUCCCUAUAUAUAAUUUUAAUUUGUAUUUAAAUAAUGAGACAUCUUCUAAAUACAACAAUGAUGGUUCAUUCAAACUAUCUUUAGAAAUUCAAGAAUAUGCAAAAAAAAAUAAUAUGAAAAUCGACAAAAAUUCAACUAUUCAAUUUUAUGUGUAUGAACAUGUUUUUAUAUCACCUAGUAAAAAUUUAGAAAAACAAAAUAAAUGCAUUAAUACUUUAAAAUAUUCUUAUAGUAAUAAUAAAAGGGAAUAUAAUGAAGACAUUAAAGCUGGAAGUAUAUUAACAUAUAAUGAUAAUAAUAAUAACAAAAAUAAAACUAUUGUAAUAAAUAUUAAUAAUAAUAAUAAAAGAAAUUCUGUAAUGACAACUAGGAACAGUACAGAUAUUUCCUAUAUUAAUAAUCAUGUAAAUAAUGAUUUCACUAUAAAGAAUAGUAACGACGAUGCCGAUAAUUAUGUUGUUGAUAUUGAUAACAAAGAAGUUUAUUAUAAAAAAUUAUUUGGAAACAGCAGUGAUCUUAAUCAAACAUCAAAAAUUAAAAUUUUAAACAAUCAUAAAAAAAACAUAUACAGAUUAAUUGAAUUAAAAAAAAAAAAAAAAUUGUUUUCUACUUCAAUAGGUAUCAAUUAUUUAGACAAAAAGUGUAGUAGCAAUAAAAUGAGUAUAAAAGCUUCGCAUAAAGUAGAAGAAAAUAUUUUAAUAAAUAAAAAAGGAAAUAUAUUUAAUACAAAAAAAAAUGAUGAAAAUGUCACUCCAAAUUUACUCUUAGAAAAUCAAUUAAAAAGAAAAAAUCAAUUAAGUAAAAAUAUAAAAAAUGAAAAAAACAUUAUUUCAUUAAUAAAACACCACUUUAAAGAAAAUAUGAACAAAAGAAAUAGUUAUAACAACACCAAACAAAGUAUCGAUAAAUAUAAUAGUAAUAAAUAUACAACACUAAAUGAAAUUAAAGAAAGAAAAAAAAAUCUUUUAAAAGAUACUACUCAGGACAAAUUUUUAAAUGAAAGAAAUGUAAUAAAAAAAAAUAAAGAACUGUUUGAAGAAAAUCAAAAAUAUAAUAUAUUGUAUAAAAAGAAAAAUACAGAAAAAUAUAAAAAUAAUAAUAAAACUUUAUAUGGAGGAAAGUUAGAAAAGAGUGAAACAACAAAUAAUGCACAUGUUCAAAAUAUCAAGAAUGCUAAAAAUAAUAACAAAAGUAAUAUUUUAUCAAAUAUAGAAAAUGAAGUCAUAAAGUAUGACUCAUUUGAAUCACAUAAAAAAAAAUUUACACAAAUAAAUGGAACCAAUAAAAAUAUAGCUAAAGAAAAUAAAUUAUUGGAAAUAAUAAAUAAUAAUAUUUUAAAUAAACAAAAAAAAAACAAAGAUACAAACAAUGGUUAUGUCUUCUUAACUCAAGAAAAAUAUAUUGAAAAUAUAUUAAAUAAUAAAAUUAUAUCAAAUGUUAACAAUGAAAAUUCAAAAGAGGAAAUAAAUAGCAAUGCUUAUGAUAUCAGCAAUGUAAAGGAUAUAAAAACGAUUAAUUAUAAAAAUACAAAUUGUGUAGAAAAAAAAAUUAUUAAAAAUAACAAUUUGAAAACCCUUCUUAAACAAAAUAAUGGAGAAAUACAUAGUAAUGUAAUAUAUAAAGGGAAAAAAAAUGAGUUAAAUGAAAAGAAAAAACUAAAAAAUAACAAUCUUAAAUUAUUUCAUAACAUAAAUCAUAUAGAUAAUACAAUUCUUCUUAAUGAAUCAUUUGAAAAAUCCAAAAACAAAAAAGAGAAAAGUAUUCAUUCAAAAAAGAAUGAUUUAAAUAUGUACUGUUCAUCUUAUCCAGAUACACACAAUAAAAUUAAAAACUCUCUGUUAAUAAAUAGCAAAAUAAAUUCAUGUAAAAAAUUAGAUAAUUCAAAAGAUAAAGAACAGGAAAAAAUGGAUGAAAAAUUAUCUUUUAAAGAACUAAAGGUUAAAAAUAAAUUUACUGAUUUAAGGAAAACAUACAAUCAUAGCAAUGAAAGAAAUUCUUUUAUAAUAACUAAAAACGAUGCAAAUCUCUUAAAAGAAAGAAAAAUGAAUCCAUCUUGUGCAAAUAAAAAUAGUCUCUUUGAAAAUAUAUUAGAAAAAAAAAUUGUAGAGACACCUAAAAAUAUUACAAUAACUGAAUCAAAAGAAAAUUUUCAAGUAGAAUUAGAAAAAAAAUUAGAAGAAAAAUCAGAUAAAACUCCUCAAAGUGAACUAGAAAAUUCUCAAGAUAAAUUAGAAAGUGAAAUAAAGAAUGAAGAAAUUAAAUCAAAAGAUAUAUUGCAAUAUGAGUUAGAAAAUGAAUUAGAAAAUGUGAUAAAAAAUGAAGAGAAUAACUUAGAAGAUGAAUCGGAAAAUGAUUUUAACAUGGAAUCAAGUGAUUUAAUAAAUGAAUUAAAUGAUGAAUUGAUUGAUGAAAUUGGAAAUAGCUCUAAUGAACAGGGAACUGAACUAAAAGAAAUACUAGAAAGUAAAUUAAAAUUAAAAGAUGAAUAUGGAAAAGAAUUAGAAAAUGAAUUAAAAAUAAAACAAAAAGAUAAUUUACAAAAUGAUUUAGGAAACAUAACGAAAAUUGAAUUAAGCGUUUCAUUUGAAAAUUCUCUUUAUGAUCAAUGUGAUAAAAUGUUAAUACAUAAAGGAAAACAGUAUAUGGAUAAAGAAAAGUUAAAUAUAAUAACUGAUAAUGAUUUAAUUCAAAAUAAACAAAGAUAUAAAUCAUAUAUCAUGAAUAAUAAAAAUAAAAGAAAUUUAUCAUGUAAAUUACCAUUAAAAACGAAAUCAAGUAAUAAAACAAAAAGAGGAAACUAUUCUUAUAAUUCAGGUAAAAUAAGUAAAAUUUUAACAUCGAAAAAAUUCUUUCAUAAUAAUAGCAAAAAAUGUAUUUAUAAUAAUAAAUUAAAGGAUCAUAAUUAUGAAAGCAGUUCUACUAGUACUGUUCCAAAAGAAAACUCUUCUUUUAUUAAUUUAAAGGAAUUAGAAUCGAAAAAUUAUAAUAAAAGAAAUGCAAAUAUUGUUAAUAAAAUUUCAAUUAAUAUUGAUGAAUGCAAAAAUAAGAAAAGCUACCCAAAGAUUAAAUUUAAAAUAAAUGAUAGUAAUAAAAAAAACAUUUUAGGGAGGCAUACAAUAUCAGAAUAUGCAUUAAUAUAUUCAAAUAAAAAAAAAAAUAAUGUUACUAAUAUAUUGGAAUCAAAUAACAAAUUAGAUAAAAUUAUGGAUGAUAAUAAAAAAAAAGAUAAAGUUAGAAAUAAUAAAAAAGAAGAUAAAGUGCCUUUAAUACAUAACUUUAGAAACACUGUUGAUAUUUCGCAUUACUCAAAAAAAAGAGAUACUAAUAAAAUAAAGGAUUCCAGAACAUCUGAAAAUCCCAGUUUUCAUUUAAUCAAAGAAAGUUAUAAUAAAAAAGACAUUUUGAAAGAAAAUACAUUAAAUGAUAAUAUAAAAAAUAGAAGUAUUUUAAAUAUAUCAUAUAAAAGUAACAUGAAAAAUAUAAAUUCAAAAAUUAAAAAAAAGAAAAAUUUAAUUAACAAAAACCUUGAAGAGAAAACAUCAAAUUUAAAAAAAAACACAAAUUUAGAAACUAAUAAAAAUAUUUCAAAUAAAAAGAAUAUUGAAGAAAUAAGUAAAAAAAACUUUAAAAUUGAUAUAAAUUCUAAACUCUUGAAGAAAAGAAAAAGAUAUAAUGAAUUCCAUAAAAAUAAAAUUUCUAAUGAAUUUGCAGAUUUGACUAUCGAAGAAAUUAAAAAGUCAAAGUUUGAUAAGUUAAAAAGGUUAAAAAAUAGAUGUUCAUUGAAUGAGCUUAAAAAAUUAACAAGAGAAAAUUUAAAUAAAAAUAAUGAAAUUGAAAAAUGUAGAAAUAAAAUGAUGAUUAAUUUAAAUGAAAAGAAAAGAAAUUUAAACGAUAAUAUUAAUAAGAUGAAUAUUGCCAAAAAUGUUAAUGUGAAUAAUGAUAUAAGCAAUUGUAAUUGCAAUAUAAAAAGGGAUAAUCAGAAUAAUAAUGAAGCAUUACAAGAUAAAAGAACUAUUAAUUUUAAAAGUAGUAAUGAUAAUAUAAAUGAAAUGAAAAAUAUAAAAGGAAAUAAUUUAAAGAAUUCUGAUAAAUGGGAUUUAUCUUUAUAUAAAAAAAAGUAUAUACAUUCAAAUAAUAUAAAUCACAAAACUACCAAUACUUCAUCGAAAUCUUUAAAAAGUAGACAAACAAUAGUUUAUCCUUUUAUUUCACCUAACGAAACUAUAAAAAAGGAUUCUUUGUUAUUAAAGAGAAAUUCUAAUAUUCUAAGUGCAUCAUGUCAAAAAAUUACAAAUAUAAAAAAAAUAAUAAAUGUGGAAAAAAAAAAAGAUAAUGAAAAAAACCUGAGUAAUAAAUAUAUUUUAGAUAGUUUUCUGAAUAAAAUGAAUGAAAAUUUUGAAAAAAAGAAUGAAGAAAAUAAAAUAAAUACUACAAACAGUAAUAUUAAUAUAGAAAAUAAAAAAGAAAAUAAUAAAAAUGUAAAAAUAGAAAAAGUAACGGAAAUGCCUUAUAUGAAAAAAACUAAUACUUCUAAUAAUAUUAAUAAUUUAUCUAAUAAUAAAGAAAAAAAUAAUGGAAUUACUCAAGUGUUAAAUGAAAUAUACAAAAAAAAGAAUGAAAACAACGAGUUAAAAAGUUAUUUAUCUAAAAAUGAUAUUAAAAAUAAAGAAGAUAAAAUGAAAACAUAUAAUUCUUUGAGAGAAACAACUAACUUGCCUCAAACUAAAUUGGAAGAUGGAAGCAAUCAUAAUAAUUUAGAAUUAUUUGAUACUAAUUUUAGCUAUUUAAAACAAAGAAAAACAUAUGAAAAUUAUAAAAAUGAUAUAAAAAAUAAAAUAAAUAAUAUAGAAAACGGUUUAACUUCAUAUUAUAAUGAAAUAAAGGAACAAUAUUUUAAUGAAAAAGAAAAAAAAAAUAAUAAUUUUAAUAAAAAAGAACAAGAAAAUGUUUCCCCUAAUUUUGAAGAAAAAAAUUUUUUUUUGAAAAAUAUUAUUGAAAUAGAUAAAGGUACUAUUGAUGGAAAAAACAAUUUAAAAAAAACACAUAAUAUUUUAAAUGAAAUCCCCAAUAAACAAGAAAACUUAUUACAUAAUUUAAUUAAUUCUAAUAAUGAUCAUAGUGGUAAUCAUAUUGAAAGAAUUGAAAAUAAUGAGCAAGCUGAUAAUAAUAAUAAUAACACUUGUUACAAAAAUAGUGAAAAUAAUAUUGAAAUUAACAAUAAAAAGGAUGAAGUAAGUAGUAGAAAAAAUGAAGUUUGUAAGAAAAAAAAUGAUGAAAUAAAUAAUACCAAAAGUGAUAGAUUAGAUAAUGAUAAAAAUAAUAAUACCAUUUCUCAUGAUAAUUAUAGCUUUUACACAAACAAAAAAAGUAUAUUAGGAAAUUAUAAAGUUUAUAAUAAUAGUGAUGACUAUUUAAAAAUUAGAAAUAAAGAUGAAGUUAGAAAAUUACAAUCCAUACCAAACACUCAAAUAAACAGCUCUUUUGAUAAACAUAUUUCUGUUAUAGACAAUAAUAAAAUAAUUAAAGGAAGAAAUACUUUUAAUGUUUUUACAACAGAAUUCAAUAAAAAUAAAUUACAAACUUAUCUUAAUAAUAAAGAAAAUAACUUAAAUUGUGUUAAUAUGAAUUGUUCAAAUAAAUCUCCAUACAGAAAUAACUUAAAAGAAAUAAAAAAAUUUAAUUAUAACUUAAAAACAAAUUCACAUUUGAAUAAUUUAAAAGAAUCAAAUGGAAAUAAAGCAAUUAAUUUGAGAACUUAUUUAAAUUGCAAAAAAAUGACAAAUAAUCAAAUACUUUUAAAUAAUACACCAAAAAAUUCUACAAGAAAUAAUAAUGAAUGCGAAAAUUUCUUAAUGAAACCUAAUUUAUAUGUACCAACUAAUAGAGUUAGUUUCAACAAAUUAGGAAAUGCAAUUAACAAGAUUUCUGACGCAGUAAAAUCACAAUACAAAAUUAAGGCAAUAGAAAAUUCUGAAAACAUUACUUCAUUAAAUAUUAGUAACUUAAAAAAUUACAAUACAAAUGACUUGUGCGAAAAGAAAGAUGCUAAAAAAGACAGUAAUAAUAAAUCUUCAAUAAAUAUAGUAGAAACAAAAUAUGAUUAUAAUAAUAACAGUAGUGUUAACAAUAAUAUUUUUAAUAGAAAGAAUGAUUCAUAUUUUAAAAAACGAACUAAAUUAAAUAUUGAUAAUAUUAUUUUUGAUAAAAAUAGAAAAACUUCUUCAUCAGUUGCAAUAGAUAAAUCGCAUCUUAAUUUAACUAGUAAAAAUGUAUCACCUGUUAAAAGUAUAAAUGAUAAACAAUUCUACCAUUUCAAAAAUAAAUUACAAAAUAAUGUUACCUCAAAUGAAGAAUUUCAAAUAUAUGACAAGACGAAAAAUUUAUCCUCAAAAAAUAAAAUUAGCAUUGAGAAAGAUUCUAGAAAUAUUCAUAUGAAUGAUAUUUACCUGAAAUCUAAUACUAAUGAAACAAAAAUAAAAUCCUUAUUAUAUAAAAAUGUAAUAGAAGAAGAUCAAUCAUAUUCACAAAGUACUUUAAAUAAAGUUUAUAGUCACUUGAAUCCUAAAGAAACGAGAAGUAAUAUUGAAUAUGAAUGUCAGAAACAAAAAAUUACUCAGAAUGUUUUUAGUACUAAAGAAAAUAAAAAAUAUAAGAAUCACAUAAAUAAUACAAUGUAUUUAGACCCUAUGAAAUUAUCCUUAAAUUUGAAUAAAAUUUCUUAUAUGAAUAAUAAAGUUAAAUCUAGUAAAAAUUGUUUUUUUGUUGGAUUACAAGAAAAUAAAAAUACAAAAGAGAACCAAAAUAAAAAAGUUCAAAUUAAAAAUAAAUAUAAUGAAAUGAUUAAUUUAAAAAAGAAUGAAAAUAUAACAAAAAAUAUUAAUACUUGCCAUAAUGAUUUGUUAUACAAAAAUAGUCUAUUUUAUGUAAAUAAAAAAAAUGAAGAAUUAAUUUCAAAAGAUUUAAGAUUAGUUAAUACUCUGGAAAAAAAAAAACUAACCAACGAAAAUUAUGAUAUGCAUUACUCAAUACAUAAGAAUGAAAUUGAUAAAAUAGAAAUAAAUAAAAAUAAUAAUAAAAACAAUGAAAAUGAUGUAGUAACUAAAUCAAAUAUAUUGCAAAAUAUAAAUGAUAUAAAUAAUAAUAGUACAAUUAACAAUAUUAAGCAAUCAUUUUAUUUAAAUAAAAUGUUGAAUAUUAAAGAAUAUAUACACAACAAUGCUCUAUAUCAUUUAUCUAAUAAAAAGAAAAUUGAGAAUCAAAAAGAAAAUUGUAAAAAAAUUACAAAGAAAAAAAAUAAUUUAGCAAAUUUAUUAAAUACUCAUAUAUUCCAAAUUCUCUAG